AUGUCCGACCACGAAUCUUCACUCAACUGGGGCGACGAGUUUUCCUUCCUCAUCUUCGACUACUCACUUCUCUCUGACGAUGAGACCUUGGUUCAGCUCUUCCUCGCAUGUGUGAUGAUCAGGCACCAGUCACUCAGAAGAGGAGACGGGGAACAAGAUGUUGAUCCUUCUCACUGGGUAAACUUCCCAUGGCGGGUUAUGGAGACCAUCAAACCGCGUUUCCAAGUUCAAAACGAAGGCGGCUUUCCAAUCGACCUGAACUCUGAACCCGCACCUGCUAAGCCAGUGCCCGUUUCCGGCGUUGGCCAUCAUAUUGAGCAAGGUAAGUGGCUCACACAGCCGCCUCAAGACGCCGCUCUUCCCUCUCCGCGAGACGAUUCAAUGCUCGCCUACCUACGCACUGAGUUCGAUAAGGGUAGCGCGGUCACUGGUGAACCAUUCAACAUCCGGUACGAGCUAGGUAUGUUCCACCGAGACCUCUACCAGCAACUCACGAUGUAUCACUACCGCCGCCUGCGCAGCAUCGGUUCCAUCACAGGACAAGUCGUCGCUGCACGAGCCAACAGCCUGUGGGCGAGUAAUCCAUCCCUACGCCGCUUCGAAGAGCAGCACGAGACGGUACCAUGGGGCGUCCCGGUACCUUUUCUAACCUUCCAGUUCCUCAACUUUCUCCCGGGGCCCAUCGACCCCGGUCCGGGUCUGGAACGAUCUUGGAUCGUCUGUAGUCCCGUCGCCCGCGUCGCCUACGUCCGGAUCAAGCCGGGCCGUGGUUAUACCGUGAACGGGAUGACGGUCGAGGAGGCGGAGUGGAUGAUUGGCGGGAUGAGGCUUCUCCACGUGGAGAUGCUGCGUAUCUGGGGGCUCUGUCGUCGGCAGCCGAUGUUCUGGUCGGGUGAAGAUUUGGCCGCGUUUGCGCAGGACGUCUUUGAUGGUGCUGCGGUGAAAGGGAGAGUUCAUCUGGAUGCGAUCUCGAGUGCCAGGGAACAUUGGAGGUUUAUCCGGGAGGUGGAGGGUGUUUGA
This is a messenger RNA of Colletotrichum scovillei, 1020 nucleotides long. RefSeq lists its product as uncharacterized. The transcript is spliced from 3 exons. The record is from RefSeq and is a predicted model, not a curated record. Bases 1 to 1020 code for a protein of 339 amino acids. NCBI's taxonomy places the organism in Eukaryota, Fungi, Ascomycota, Sordariomycetes, Glomerellales, Glomerellaceae.